Phaedon cochleariae (mustard beetle) is the source of this 1395-nucleotide messenger RNA. The record is from the annotation of a GenBank genome assembly. NCBI's taxonomy places the organism in Eukaryota, Metazoa, Arthropoda, Insecta, Coleoptera, Chrysomelidae.
AUGAUGUUUCAUAAGUUUUCAGUAGUAUAUCGGUGUUCCCAUAUAUUGAAGCGAUAUUAUACAACUGAUCUUAUCAAAUUCACCAGAGAAGACAGACUGAAUAUUUUGCGAAAAAUGGCUCUGACAAAAUCAAGAGAAAACCCUGUCAUCAUGACUCUGGAUACUCCUGAAUUCAAAUCUAUUUUCAAUGAGGAAUUGCGAUCUCUAGUAUCACUUUUCAAAGAAUAUGGAUAUGAAAUCAGAAUUGCUGGAGGUGCAGUAAGGGAUAUCCUAAUGGGAAAGCAGCCCAAAGACCUUGACUUUGCAACAACAGCUACUCCAACAGAAAUGAAAGAAAUGUUCACUACAGAAAAUAUUCGGCUGAUAAACUUGAAUGGUGAAAAACAUGGUACAAUUACUCCUAGGAUUAAUGACAAGGAGAAUUUUGAAGUUACUACUCUUCGAAUUGAUGUAGUUACUGAUGGAAGACAUGCUGAAGUUCAAUUCACAACAGAUUGGAUGCUAGAUGCUCUCAGGAGAGAUCUUACCAUUAAUUCAAUGUUUCUAGGAUUGGAUGGAUGUGUUUAUGAUUAUUUUUUUGGCUAUGAUGAUCUCAAAAAACAUAGAGUUGCCUUUGUUGGGAAUGCUGUCACUAGAAUUCAGGAGGAUUAUUUGAGAAUACUCAGAUACUUCAGGUUUUAUGGAAGAAUAGCUUUGGAGCCAAAUAAACAUGAAGAAGGUACAUUGAAAGCAAUUUGUGAUAAUGGAGCAGGUCUCUCCAAUAUUUCAGGAGAAAGAAUUUGGAUGGAACUGAAAAAAAUACUGGAAGGGAAUUUUGCUGGUGACUUGAUGGUUACUAUUGUAGAGAAUGACUUAGCUCAAUAUAUAGGUUUGCCAAAUAAUCCUAAUAAGGCUGAACUCAAAAAAGUUUGGACUCAAAGUGGACAUUUGAACCUGAAUGCAAUAACCUUGCUUUCUUCUCUACUCAACAAUACAGAUGAUGCUAUUACUCUAAAUGCAAGACUAAAACUAUCAGCUUUUGAUAGAGAUUUAGCCCUGUUCAUAGUGAAUCAUAGGGAACCAAAAUUGCAUUCUAAACCUUUAAUGCCAUAUCAACAAUUGAUUUUGAAGUCCAAGUCAAAACCCUCUGAUACUAAAAACAUGUGCAUUGAAGUGUUGAAAUACAUCAAUUCCCCUUAUUGGGAAGAUCUGGUGAAAUGGGAAAUUCCCAAAUUCCCUGUCAGUGGAAAUGUGCUGAAGGAAAAUGGAGUGGAAAGUGGGAGGUUUAUGGGAGUGGUUAUGAAUGAACUGAAAAUAUUUUGGGCAAAUAAUGAUUUUAAUUUGAGUGUGGAAGAAUUGGUUAAAGAAAUUCCACGUAUUUCAAAUGAACUUGCAGAAAAAAAGAAAAAGAAAUAA